AUACUUGGCUUCCUGACUACUUGCUGGUUAACAUUAAAAUUUUGUCGGUCACUAUUUCGAUGGGUGUUCACACACUGUGUUGCUGCAAAGUUAGGACUUUCUGCAGAUUUGUUAAGUUAUGGGGAGUGGGCAGUGGUGACAGGAGCGACUAAUGGGAUUGGGAAGGCCUAUGCAGAGCAGCUGGCUGAGAUGGGGCUGAACAUUGUGUUGAUAAGUCGGUCUACCAACAAGCUGGAGAAAGUAGCAUCAGAGAUCGAAAAAGCCUAUAACGUGAAAACAAAGAUUAUUACUGUUGACUUUACCAAAGUAGAAGGCAUUUACGAAGAUAUAGAAUCCCGGUUAGAUGGGCUUGAAGUUGGUGUUCUUGUUAAUAAUGUUGGUAUGAUGAACUUAGUUAGCAAAUUGCUGGAGAUUCCAGACACAAAAAAGUUUAUAACGGAUAUCCUGCAUUGUAAUUGUCUAUCUAUGACCAUGAUGACCCAGAUAUGCCUUCCACAAAUGAUACAAAGAAAAAAGGGUGCAAUCUUGAAUAUCUCUUCUGUAGCAGGCCUAAAGCCAUUUCCGUAUAUUUCAGUCUACUCAUCAACAAAGGCAUAUAUGGACUUCUUUUCACAUGGAAUUCAUUAUGAAUAUCGCGACACAGGAGUUAUAAUACAGUCUGUAACACCAUUCAUCGUCAAGACUAACAUGAGCGUGAAAGCGUCGUGGUUCUCUCCAGAAGCUUCAACAUAUGUGAGAGGUGCUCUGAAAACUGUUGGCGUGGUGACCAGGACUUGUGGCUUUAUAUCACAUUCCUUGCUGGUCUAUAUUGCAGCAUGUUUUCCAGCGGAGUUGCUGGCAAGAUUCCUUCAGUUUGGAUUGAAUAAAGUACGAGAAGACAUUCUAGAACAAAGAAAAGAGGAAGCAAAAGAAAAAGAGAUAAAAAAAUAGUGAAAAUAUAGUAGACAAUCUAAUUCACAAAUUGGUAGCUUAAAUUGAUCACAAAAUCAGCUAAUUGUAAUUAAGCAAAUUACUUACUAGUUUUUAAG
Messenger RNA from Anneissia japonica, 1028 nucleotides. Its product is annotated as very-long-chain 3-oxoacyl-CoA reductase-like. Gene Ontology annotation, molecular function: oxidoreductase activity. The record is from RefSeq and is a predicted model, not a curated record. Gene Ontology annotation, cellular component: endoplasmic reticulum. Lineage: Eukaryota; Metazoa; Echinodermata; Crinoidea; Comatulida; Comatulidae.